Molecule: messenger RNA, 829 nt
Organism: Miniopterus natalensis
Lineage: Eukaryota; Metazoa; Chordata; Mammalia; Chiroptera; Miniopteridae
Gene: RPS27A
Product: ribosomal protein S27a
Biological process (GO): translation
Cellular component (GO): ribosome
Molecular function (GO): protein binding; structural constituent of ribosome
Source: RefSeq, a predicted model, not a curated record
CUCCACCCCCUUUUAAGACCCUCUUAGCCACGUCCACUCUAUGGGAAAUGCUUUUUAAAGACAGUUUUAAGUUGUUUAAGUCUAUCAUCUCUAGGGCUUUCUAGAGGUUAAAGUGAGAAAUAGGCCCAACCAAGAGAGAGAAGAAAUGAAGUUCACGAGUGAGUCUGGCAUAUGGUCAGACAGCCGCUGUGACAACAGUCAGGCAUUUGGUGUGGUCGCCUAAGAGGUGGGGCCUGCGGCGGCGGAACCCGGGAACCCCGUGGGCCUGCGCGGCGCUCUUCCUUUCCGAUCCGCCAUCUGCGGUGGAGUCGCCGCCAAGAUGCAGAUUUUCGUGAAAACCCUUACGGGGAAGACCAUCACUCUCGAGGUUGAACCCUCGGAUACAAUAGAAAAUGUAAAAGCCAAGAUCCAGGAUAAGGAAGGAAUUCCUCCUGAUCAGCAAAGACUGAUCUUUGCUGGCAAACAACUGGAAGAUGGGCGUACUUUGUCUGACUACAACAUUCAAAAGGAGUCCACGCUUCAUCUUGUGUUGAGACUUCGUGGUGGUGCUAAGAAAAGGAAGAAGAAGUCCUACACCACUCCCAAGAAGAAUAAGCAUAAGAGAAAGAAGGUUAAGCUGGCUGUCCUGAAGUACUACAAAGUGGAUGAGAAUGGCAAAAUCAGCCGCCUUCGCCGGGAGUGCCCUUCAGAUGAGUGUGGCGCUGGAGUCUUUAUGGCCAGCCACUUUGACAGGCAUUACUGUGGCAAAUGUUGUCUGACCUAUUGCUUCAACAAACCAGAAGACAAGUAAUGGUAUAUGGGUUAAUAAAAGACAUGAACUAACAUUUAA